Capsella rubella is the source of this 711-nucleotide messenger RNA. RefSeq lists its product as uncharacterized. Bases 16 to 711 code for a protein of 231 amino acids. The record is from RefSeq and is a predicted model, not a curated record. NCBI's taxonomy places the organism in Eukaryota, Viridiplantae, Streptophyta, Magnoliopsida, Brassicales, Brassicaceae. The transcript has 4 exons.
ACAGUUGAGUUCAAGAUGGAUGUUUCUGAUGAAAGCAUCAAACAGGAAGCUAUGAGAGUUGUCUGGAUGUUUUCAGGAGUUACUUUCGUAGACAUCAAGGAAAAAGGUAUACUAAAGGUGAAGGGGAUAUUUGAUAAGAUUGAAAUGGGGAGCAAACUACAAGAGAUUGAUAAAUCUGUUGACAUAAUCAAUCAAAUGGGUAAACCGGGGCAAAGUCGCAUUCCGGGUUUAAGUACAGUCUACAGUUAUCUUACUACUCCAAAAAUUCAGGAGAUACUUUUAUUCAAGUUUAAGGUUCUUGAUGAUAUCAAGAAACGUGAUGCUAUGAAAGUUAUCUGGGAGUUUUCAGGAAUCACUUCGGUAGAGGUCAAGGGAGAUGAUCAACUAGAGGUGAAGGGAGGAGAAUUUAAUAAAAUCGCAAUGUCGACGAAAGUAAAGGACAUAGAUGAAUUCGUUAGCGUUAUCAUCAAGGCUGGACCAGAAGUACAAGUUGGUGGGACAAAGAUCAACAAUAGAUUAUCUUUCGAUAUGCCGCCUACGCAUAUACCUGUUCAUGCGAGUGUGCCUAAGCCUGCUCCUGCGCCUACGCCUGCUCCUGCUCCUGCUCCUGCUCCUGCUCCUGUGCGUAGGAUUUAUGUGCCUGUUAAAACUUCAAUUUGGACAAGGACAAAAAGAUGCUUUCGACCAUUUUCCCGGUGCCUUUGUCGAUAA